This is a messenger RNA of Adineta ricciae, 459 nucleotides long. NCBI's taxonomy places the organism in Eukaryota, Metazoa, Rotifera, Eurotatoria, Adinetida, Adinetidae. The record is from the annotation of a GenBank genome assembly.
AUGAUGAACAAUAAAAAUAGUCUCCGGCUUGCCAACGAAACUGCUCAGACAGAAUCCAAUGGCUUACGAGCACGAUUGUGUGCAUUUAUCGGAACGAAGAGACUUCUCGUAAUUCUUGCCGUUAUUGUCAGUAUCCUGGUGAUCGUUGCUAUUACAUUAGCCGUUGUUCUCACUAGAAAAGCCAAAGCAAAAGAGCCACUUACUACACCUGUAUCAACUGCUAUCAACAGCUCAGUCGCAACAAUACGAGAGGAGGUGAUUACAUCAACAGCAGAACAAAUAAGUGUAUCAGCAGUGACAGAAACAGCAGAAGAGAAAGCAACUGCGUCAACAAUAGUGACAACAGAGCAAGAAACUGCGUCAACAGCAAAAGAAACAAUUGAGUCAACACCAGCGACAACGGAAGGAGGAACUAUGGCAACUAUAUCGAGUAGUGGUUUUUCUGAAGUAUUUCAAUGA